ACGGCAGCAGCCUGCGACGCUCCGCCUCCUCCUGCCGGCCAUGGUGCUGCUGGGCACGGCGGCGGUGCGGGCCGGCGGGGCGGUGCUGCCCCGCGGCUUCUGGGCGGCGGUGCGCGUGUGGCUGGAGAAGCCGCAGGUGGCCAACAGGCGGCUGUGCGGCGCCGCUAUCGAGGCGGAGGGCGCGGUGUUUUUCGGGGAGGAUGGAGAUACGUCUCCCCACGUCGGGAGCGGCGAGGAGCCGGCGGGGGCUGCGGAGCUGGGCCGGCUCUGGAGGGAGCUGCGCGGGGAGCUGUUGCCUUUCCUUGCGGCCGGGCCAGGUCGGGAGCUGCGUGCUGUGCUGAGGGUUCUGCUGCCGCGGGCGCGGCCCGCGGGGCUUCUCGCCCUGCCGGUGAAGGAGCUGGUGGUGCAAGAUGUUUGCAAUGGAACUGUAACCUUUCUGCCUUUGGAGGAAAACAGCGAAGGAAAAUACCGAAUUAAAAAGUGCAAUAUAUAUCAAAUUCAAUUUACACACAUAAGAGAUGAGGAAUGGUCUGUGUCUAUUACAGCUCCAUCUUCAAAAGAUUGGUUUUCAGAUGGAAUAACAUACCCCAAACUAUCAUGGCUUGGAGAUGUACUUUUGUCCAAACUGGCUAAGUGGUCUGUGGAGCAAAAAUGUAGUGAGUUCAGAAGUACGCUGUCACUCAUUCCUGUAGCAAAAUACAGCAAGGUUUAUCAAGACCUUAAAGAAAAAUACAAGGAAAUGGUAAAGGUAUGGCCUGAAGUGACGGAUCCUGAGAAGUUUGUUUAUGAAGAUGUUGCCAUUGCCACUUAUUUGCUGGUUCUCUGGGAAGAAGAGAGAAAGGAAAAAGGAUUGGCCAAGAAACAGUCAUUUGUAGAUCUGGGAUGUGGAAAUGGUCUACUGGUGCACAUUCUUAGCAAUGAAGGGCACUUAGGUCGAGGAAUUGACGUGAGGAGAAGAAAAAUAUGGGACAUGUAUGGACCAGAAACUCAUUUAGAGGAAUCUUCUAUCGUGCCAGGUGACAGUCAUCUCUUUCCAGAUACUGACUGGCUGAUAGGAAACCAUUCAGAUGAAUUAACGCCAUGGAUACCUGUAAUUGCUGCCAGGUCUUCCUAUUCGUGUAGGUACUUUGUGCUGCCAUGUUGCUUCUUUGAUUUCCAUGGAAAAUACAGCCGAAGACAAAGCAGGAAGACUCAGUACAGAGAAUAUCUUGAUUUUGUUGCUGAAGUGGGACGUGUCUGUGGUUUUCAUGUGGAAGAAGAUUGCCUUAGAAUUCCAUCAACAAAAAGGGUGUGCCUUAUUGGAAAAAACAGGAUCUAUCCACCUACAGAACAUUCUUUGAUGGGUGAGCAGAUAAAGCAGUUUAUUUGUAAUCGUCAGACCUGUGCUGUGGUUGCACAUGACAAAGAAGAUGGAUUUAAUCAUAACGAUCACUCUGUGUGCAGAGGAGCAAGCUCAGAACUCCCUGAAAAUGUGAUGGAGACUGCUGGUGGAAUUUGGAUGCCUGGAUUUCAACCCAGAGAAAAAAUAGAACAAACCAGAAAUUGUGCUGCUCUCCCUCGGGAUUUUGUAGAUGGUGUUGUUCUGAAUGUGGCAAACUUGCUGUUAAAUGCUGUCCCUGCAGGAUCACGUUCUAAUACGCGUGGUGGAAAUAACAAUACCUGGAAUCAAGGAGAAAGCCUUUCCUUGAAAGAAGUAGCAGAACAUUUAAAUAAGGAGACUUUAAAGAGACUGAAAAGUGAAUAUGGAGGCCUGCAAACACUGCUCAAGAACAAUCAUCAAGUAUUUGAAGUGCUAGAUGGGAGAGUUCAUAUUCGUGACUGGAGGAAAGAGAAGCCAUCAAGGAAAACUAAGCCUGAAGUAAAACGAUGCCUUUCAGCUGAAGCAUUUAAAACACGUCUCUGUUGGUUUUUCAUUCAUCAUCCUGAUGGUUGUUCUUUGCCUUCUGAAUCUUGUCCAUAUGCUCAUGGGACUGAGGAGCUAAGACAGUCUGAGACUAUUAAAAAGAAAAAACAAAUACAAUGAUAAAAUGCUGCCACUUAUGUUGAAGCUUGUGUACAGGAGUGUAUUUGACUGACUUUGGGACUGAUUAGUGCAUGAGAACCUGCAAAAUUUGGAGGUUUCUCUUCUUGUUCCAAUCUAUUUUAUUCUUCUAGUUAGUUUGCAAGUUCUAUAUUUUAGUUUCUGUAACAUUUAUGUGAAAAGAUUAUAGUAAAAUGUCUAUACUUCUGGAUUUUGUUUGUUUUUCUUUUAAAAAAAAAAAAACCAUACCAUUCCUUCUUUCUCUCAUACUGAUUCAAAAUGAUUAUUGAUUUGAUGAAAAGCUUUCUGAGAAAUUGUGAAGGUUAGAACUUGGAAAUGAUUACAGGACAAAUCUAAGGUUGAGUGAGUAAUGCAUCUGAGAAUUCUGUAAGAACACAAGGAAUCUGAAAAAAGAAGGAAACAAUUGAAGCCCAAGCAGAGGAGCAGUGAAAGAUGAAACUGGAAAAAUUUUCAGAACAGUUUCAAAGCCACUUUGUUUACUUUCUUGCCUUUCAGAUAGCAGAUUGCAAAGAACUCUCAGAAGUGUUGUGUUCCCCUCCUCUCCUUUUAUAUUUCUCUUCUGAUCUUGGAAAAAGAUAACUAACCUAACAAUUGCAGUAGGUCAUGUGUUACAUUAUCUACUGUGCUGUGUGUGCACUGCUCCCUUGCCUUCCUCUAACAGGGGCAGUUUUUGACUGAGCCUUUCCCAAAGGCUCUGCAAUGGCGUAUUCGACAUCUUGACUAUAACACUAAUCGUUACUUUGUUACACACAUUACAGGGCAUAAACAUUUUAAAAGAGAGAAGCUUUAUACUUUGAGGGGUAUUUGAAUGUAGUUACAUUGGAAUAAGGGGAAGGAGAAAAAGUACAGCUCUCAGGAGCGGGACAGCAUAGUAAGGUGAUGUGUAGUUCCUGUUGUAACAAUUUCUGAAAAAUGGUUUGCUUAAGAAGGGCAUGAGUUAAGGAAAAGACAUGGAGUUACAUAUAUAUUACUUGAACGUAAUAGAGUGAUAUUGUGCCUUGGCUUUUGUUUGGCUACUUGCAGAGUAAGAGGAGCUCCUGGAGAUGCUUACUUACUAGUAUGUUUGGUGACUCCUCCAGGCGAAGAUUUCGUUUCCACAUGUAAAAACCAGAAACAGACUUUAAAUUAUUUUCCAGUUAUUGCCAUCUUCCCUGAUGAUUCCUGCUGUGGUACAAUGUGUUUGACUAAAAAUGUGAUUUCCUGAAUUAGAAUUCACUCAUCUGUGCAGACUUUAAGUCAGAUGGAUUUGCAUUAUGUUGGGAUUCAGAAGCUGAAAAGGAUUGUUUUUAUUUCCUUGUUUCCGACAAAGGGAGAAGAAAUACACACCUGACUGACUGAAGUUGAAGUUGCUGACACGUGCUAAUACUCUAGUGUUUUAAAACUGCAUUUUGUUUGUGCAAUGCUAUGCUAACUAGCAUAUUAAUAUAUUAGUAUAGCACAUUAUUUCCUUUGAAUAGUCUUUGUAUUCUAAACUCACCAAGAUAUAGAUCUAAGUUCUUGAUCGCUGUUCUCAGUUUGACACCACUGCAGGUGGCCAGCUGUCCAACAAAUCUGUAAUUACAGAGCCUUCUUUGUUUGGAGAAUUGGUAAUAGAAUGUUCUUUCUUCUUAUUUUUGUAUAGAAACGUUAGCUUUAUGUAAGUUUAAAUAUACAUCUGAAGGUAAGUGCUAAAAGCAUAAAAAAGUAUUUUAUAUGAUUACUGUAUCUUGUUGCUUUCUCUGUGAUCCACAGUCUUAGAAGUCAUUAACAUAAUAUUCAACUUUGGCGAUAAAUGAAGGCCAGUAGUGGAUAAAAACUCUUAAUAAAAACCUACUUACAUAAGGGGUUGAGCCUGAAGUCUCAGUCAUUGAUUUGGCGCAGUCAUUUUGCUGCCUAGUUUACUGCCAUCACUACCCAUUAGUAAAUUUGGCUUUACUUGAAACCUGUCAUUGUAGAGGGAAAACAGUUGCUGUUAUUGAUAGUCACAACACACGUAGACAGGAGAGUUAGAUGACAGAUUACAAUCAUAGAAAUGCUGGUAGCUGGAAAUGUUAUAAAUGCAUGUGUGGAAGAGUUACGUUUUCAUAAAAUCUACAGAUAAAUAUUCGGCAUAAGAAAAAUCUGAAUGGUUCCUCUCUUAUACCUCAGUAAAGGACUGAAUUUUAGGUUUCCAUUUGAAAUGUAACAAAUUAGAAGAGAUUGUUUUUCCUUUUGGAAUAUCUAUAUGCAUCUUCAGAAGGCUUCUCUGGCACAUCUCAAGCCAGUUAAUUUUUCUGUGUUUGUAUCAUUUACAUUGUUUAUGAAAUUACUGUGUAUGCUUUAUUAUCAAUUAUUAGGCUUAGAUUAUUAAAGCCUUAAGCCUUUAGAGGAUGUCUGUCAGCUUGUCUAACAACAAAUAUGGGCCUGAAAGUAUGCCAAGUUUUGGGGCUUGUUUAUUCAGGUUCAGAGUUUUAAAUGAUAAUGCUUCAGUGAUCUUGAGGAUGUGAUUUUUGUAAGCUGGAUUCUAACUUAAUCUAGCAAUAUAAAAUAAGCAAGAGUUGAGCAAUCAUGAGCUUUGCCAUCAUAAUGGCAAAUAUUUCAAAUCAGCAGAAACAAAGAAUAAAAUCUGAAGAAACAAGGACCACGUGCCAGCGGCAUCAGAUAUUGGGAUGAGUUCACUAAUGUAUGUAAACAUCUAGCAUCAGCUGCAGUCAGACAUGCACACCUGCUUGGUUAUGUUUUGUUACUGCUGGUAAUUUGUAUGACUGAAGGAGUAUUUUCAAAUAAAUAUUGCAGUUAUUAGGA
Lagopus muta (rock ptarmigan) is the source of this 4804-nucleotide messenger RNA. It is a transcript of the gene TRMT44, whose product is annotated as tRNA methyltransferase 44 homolog. Bases 41 to 2023 code for a protein of 660 amino acids. Lineage: Eukaryota; Metazoa; Chordata; Aves; Galliformes; Phasianidae. The record is from RefSeq and is a predicted model, not a curated record. The transcript has 11 exons. Gene Ontology annotation, biological process: tRNA methylation. Gene Ontology annotation, molecular function: tRNA (uridine) methyltransferase activity; metal ion binding.